This is a messenger RNA of Guyanagaster necrorhizus, 320 nucleotides long. RefSeq lists its product as uncharacterized. The coding region runs from base 5 to 280 and encodes 91 amino acids. Lineage: Eukaryota; Fungi; Basidiomycota; Agaricomycetes; Agaricales; Physalacriaceae. The transcript is spliced from 2 exons. The record is from RefSeq and is a predicted model, not a curated record.
CUCAAUGGCUGAGUUUGCAGCAAAUAUAGUAGGAUCAGCUAAGACUAGCAAGAGAGUCAUAGCAUCCAUAGUCACUUCAAUGAUAACAACAACAUUACUAUUCACUCCUAUUUCCAAUGUUGUAUCUGACAAGGCUAAAAGCAAGUUCAAGAGGCAUUAUACCAAUUGUGGUUGCUUCAAUUGUGAAAGUCUUGAUUAUUGGAAGAAGGACUGCCUCAAGCCUGAAAAACAAGGCUUGACAGAUGGCAAGAGGGCAAAAAAAGCAGUGGCAAAGCAUUGAGCACCACCAAUGCUGCUAUAGGCAUUGAAAGUGAUUUGAA